Prorocentrum cordatum is the source of this 624-nucleotide messenger RNA. The record is from the annotation of a GenBank genome assembly. Lineage: Eukaryota; Dinophyceae; Prorocentrales; Prorocentraceae.
AUGGAGGCGCUGCGGGCUCUCGGGGGCCCCACGGCGUCACGCACCGUCACGCUGCUCGAGACGCUGGCCGGCCUCGACAUCGGCAAGGCCCUCAGACAGCAGAUCACCGACUACCUGGCGAAGGUCGAGCCGCCCGACGGGGCGGAGGCGGUCGUGUCUCGCGAGACCCUCGGCCUCGAGAUCCAGGCCAUCAAGAUCGAGUCCCCGUACGACGAGAAGAAGGCCAAGCUGAUGCUCGCGGCCCCCCACUGGCUCAUGCGCGGGGUGAUCACACACGCGUUCACCGCGGAGGGCUUGGCAACGAGGAUGACGGGAAUCGCCCCCCGGGUGGCUCGAGGACGAGCUCUCGACGUGGCUGGACGCUCUGACCCGAUAGAACUUGUGCACGGCGAAACCUUGAAUGCUACAGUUGACCCAGCGCGCCCGCGGCUCCCGUCUUCAGACUCUUCGGCACUCAGCCUGAGCCCGCGGAGCGCAGUCCUGACCCUCUUCAUCCUCUUCCCUCGGACUCGUCUGAAGAAUGGCCGUGGGACGAGUGGGUGCAUUGUGAGCGCGAUUCUGUUUUUCUGUGGGAGAAAGCGGGGAAGAUCAUCAUUUUUCUUCGGGCCACAACCUGGGCCAUGA